AUGUAUUCAUUAUAAGUUUCUCUGUAGAGUGGCUAAUGUUUUGACGGGUUAUCUUGGAGGAUUAAAUGAGGACUUGAUAAAAGAUAAUUUCAUAAUUGUCUAUGAGCUUUUGGAUGAAAUGAUGGACAAUGGUUUUCCUCUGACAACAGAACCAAACAUAUUGAGGGAGAUGAUAGCCCCGCCAAAUAUUGUUAGCAAAGUUCUGAGUGUUGUCACUGGUAAAAGUUCAAAUGUUAGCAAUAUACUUCCAGAUUCAACUGCUUCAUCUGUUCCAUGGCGAAGGUCUGACCUAAAGAGUUCAAGUACUGAAGUUUAUGUUGAUCUCAUCGAGGAAUUGGAUGCAAUUCUGAGCAGAGAAGGGGUUCUGUCCAAAUGCGAAGUGUAUGGCGAAGUUCACGUUAAUUCACACCUGCCUGGUUUUCCUGACCUGACACUAUCCUUCGCAAAUCCCAACAUAUUAAAUGACGUGAGAUUUCAUCCCUGCGUUCGGUUUCGGCCAUGGGAAGGCCAACAAAUCCUUUCCUUUGUACCUCCAGAUGGAGAAUUCAAACUAGCAAGCUACAGGGUCAAAAAGCUCAAGAACUUACCUAUCUAUGUGAAACCUCAACUUGCCUCAAAUUCUGGUAAUUGCCGCGUUAAUUUGUUGGUGGGUGUGCGCAAUGAUCCUGGUAAAGUUAUUGAGGACAUAACAGUACAGUUUCAGCUUCCUUCUUGCGUGGAUUCUGUGGAUGUUUCCUCAAACCAUGGAACAGUAAAUGUUCUUGCUAACAAGAACUGCUUGUGGUCCAUUGGGAGAAUUCCAAAGGAUAGAUCGCCGUCACUUUCUGGCAAUCUUGUGCUUGAACCGGGCCUGGACCGGUUGCACGUGUUUCCUGUUUUCCGUGUGGGAUUCAGAAUUGUUGGGAUCGCUCUCUCUGGCUUGCAGAUAAAUAAGCUGGACAUAAAGAACACCACAGCUCGUCUACACAAGGGUUUCAGAGCUGUCACUAGAGCAGGAGAAUAUGAGGUGAGAUCCUGAUCA
This is a messenger RNA of Phalaenopsis equestris, 1021 nucleotides long. RefSeq names its product AP-3 complex subunit mu. NCBI's taxonomy places the organism in Eukaryota, Viridiplantae, Streptophyta, Magnoliopsida, Asparagales, Orchidaceae. Bases 119 to 1018 code for a protein of 299 amino acids. Gene Ontology annotation, cellular component: cytoplasmic vesicle. The transcript is spliced from 6 exons. The record is from RefSeq and is a predicted model, not a curated record. Gene Ontology annotation, biological process: endocytosis.